UUAUUAAACGGAGGGCGGGCCCGUCUGGCCCCGGGGCGUCGGAGGUUCUUUAAACGCUGACAAGCCCGGGCCCCAGAAGAACAAGAUCUACAGUUCAAUGCUGUAGCUGAUGGCCUCUCCAGAUAACAACAAAUAAAAUAUCCCAGACGUUGGAUCUCAUCUUUACAACAGUGAGAUCAAGGAAGAAGAUUAUACUAGUUUUAAACCAGAAAAGGGAAGAGACACCUUGCACCAAAAGUGUGAAAAUCAACAGGGCCACUGAAAGCAAGAAUAAAACUAUUUGAACAGGAUGAUGGCCAUAGAGCUAAUGGUGGCUGCAGAUCUGAAUCCCCAGAUCCAGGCAUUAUGGGAGAAAGAAGGGCCUCUAGAAAAAAACCCAAAAGAGAAUUCAGUAGAGAAUCAGGAAUCUGUCUUACAGAGCAAUAAAUUUGCUCCUGAGAGCUAUCGACAGCGUUUUAGGAGCUUCCAGUACCAGGAAUCAGCUGGUCCCCAGGAGACCCUUAGCCAACUUAGGGAGCUUUGCCUUCAGUGGUUGCAGCCAGAGAUCCAUACAAAGGAGCAAAUCUUAGAGCUCUUGCUACUAGAGCAGUUCAUGAAUAUUCUGCCUGAGAAGACAAAGACCAAGGUUCAAAAGCAUUCCCCAACGACCAUCAAGGAGGCAGUGACAUUGGUAGAAGAUUUGCAGAGUACACUUAUAAGAAAAAACAAAGGAGACAGAAAGAAGAUUCCUAAAUUGGACAAUGAGGUUACAAUCCAUGAGCAGGAACAAGAAGUACACUCGGAGAAAGCAGCAACCUUGGAAGGAGCAUCAGAAACACUAAGCUUCCAUUUGGAGUCAACAGAGCCCCAGCGUAUGGGAAUGGUCAAGGAAGAGGAAUUGUGGAGUACCCUCCCAAGAUCACAGGAACCACUGAGCUGUGACCCUGAAAAAGAGCUCCAGCCUAUGCAGGAGAGGGCUCUGCCUGCUCCCCAGGUUCCUAUCCUUUCUGAAGAAAGACCUACCAGAGAUUGGGAAGUGGCAUCUAUAUUCUUCACACCUGAAUCCCAGAGUCCUGUGACCUUUGAGGAUGUGGCCAUGUAUUUCUCUCAAGAAGAAUGGCAGUUAUUGGGCCCCAUUCAGAAGGACCUCUACAAGAAUGUCAUGCAAGAGACUUAUAAGAAUAUGAUUUCAGUAGCAUUGUUUCUGAUUCCCAAACCUGAACUGAUAUCCUGUUUGGAGCAAGAGGAAGAGCCAUGUGUCACAAAUUCUAAGGAAUCCAAAGAGAUCCCAAAAGAUUCUAAUACAGAAACGACUGAUUCUUCUAUUUAUCCUAAAGAAGUUAAGGCUCCAAGUGAGAAUAAAAAGCCUAAAGCAGUACAUAUUACAGUACGUGCUCCAUCAGCAGUACAAGCAUCAAUUAGUACUUUAUCUACAUUUAAAAAGACUGAUGGGAAAGUUCUUCAGAGGGCAGAAUCGAAAGAAGUUCGUGAAAAGCAGCGUGGGGAAGGAAAGCCACAACAAAAUUUACCUGUAGGAAGAUGGAAGAAAUUUGCUUCCUGGAAAAAAAGUCUACGAAAACUCAUGGAGGUUCACAAGAAGGCCUGUACCGGAGAAAAACCUUUCAAAUGUCAUAUAUGUGGGAAAAGCUUCAAAGUUAGUUCUGACCUUAUUAAACACCAGAGAGUCCACACAGAAGAAAGACCCUAUAAAUGUCAAGAAUGUGAUAAAAGGUUUCGAUGGAGCUCAGAUCUUAAUAAACACUUGAUGACACAUAGAGGAAUUAAGCCACAUAGAUGCUCCUGGUGUGGGAAAAGCUUCAGUCAAAACACAAACCUUCUUACUCACCAAAGAACACACACAGGAGAGAAACCCUUUAAGUGUCAUGAAUGUGGAAAAAGAUUCAGUCAAAACUCCCAUCUUAUUAAACACCAAAGAACCCAUACUGGUGAGCAACCCUAUGCAUGUAGCAUGUGUGGGAGGAACUUUAGUAGGCGUUCAAGCCUUCUAAGACAUCAGAAACUCCACAGAGAAAAGGAAACAGUCAAUGUUGUCACUCUCAAAGAAAGCUCCAAGUGGAGCUAAAACCUUAAAAGAAUAUAGAGUUAUAUAAAUUUAUCAAUAUUUGAAAAUGUUUAGGUAUAAACCCCAUUUUUUUCUAAAGAGAAUUUAAGUAGACUGUGCAAGGGGAAAUGGCAAUAUUUCUAGUACUUGUUUAUGACAAGAAAAUUCUUUAUAGGAUUGUAUCUAAAAGUAUACCAUAAGUAUACCAUACCAAAAACUAACUCUCCAAAUAGCAGAUGCUGUCUCAAACCAAAGAAUAAUUUUCAGCACAUGCAGUGUGAAAAGGGAUGCUGAUCACAUAAUUAGUCUAUUUUGUCAUUCUUAAAAACACAAAAUUACUAUCAGAAAUGGCAUUUCCUAAAACAAAGGGCAGAUAUAUAUAUCAACCAGACAGAUACACAAAAUCAUUUGAAUUCAUCGUUGCAAGGACACCAAUUCCAAAUUCUGUACAGCAGAGAUCAGUAGGAUAUUCUCUGGGACCUCUUGCUUAUAACUACCAUUGCAAGACUGACUACUCUAACUUCUUGCUUAACCUUUAGUGGUCAAAUCCUCUUGGUUUAUUUUUUUUUUUUGCUGUGCUAAUACCAUGCUUAUUUAAUCUGCUGAAAAAAACUGGAGUAAAAAAUGUCAGCUCUUAAGUCUUUAAUUUAUGGAAGAUGAUGGAGAGCAAACUAUUGUUCAUUUCUGAUGAAAGAAAAGUGCAUUGGACUUUACCUCAGGAAGGAGAACUGGAAUUAGCUGUGAAGAGUAAUUUUCCAGUAAGUAUAUAGCUAGGUUUGGAAGGAGUUCAUAAGGAAAGGUACAGAACUUCCUUACCUGGAAAAAUAAGAGGGUAGAGCAGCCUUGCAAAAGAGCACUUGUCAAAAGUGCAAAAGAAAAGGGAUCAUUUUCAAGUCUGUUAAUUUUUAAUUAAGAUUCCAUGGAAAACUGGAAACAUUUAUUACAGACUGGAUCUUUUUAUCUCUUAGUUUCCUAAUAUGGAGAGCACCUGAAAUGUUUGGGUUACAAAGGGAUUGUUUUGACAGCCGGUAUUUUUUUAAAAUGGUGGUAAGAUCAGGAAAACAUGGUGAUAUUUACUGUCUUACAUUUAUAAGAUCUUAAUGGACAGGAACUGUUUGAUUUUUUUUUUUCCUGAUACACAAAUGUACGCAUAAUAAAAGCUUCCUGAUAAUAAGCUUA
Molecule: messenger RNA, 3220 nt
Organism: Sarcophilus harrisii (Tasmanian devil)
Lineage: Eukaryota; Metazoa; Chordata; Mammalia; Dasyuromorphia; Dasyuridae
Gene: ZNF75A
Product: zinc finger protein 75a
Exons: 8
Coding region: 290-2062 (590 amino acids)
Biological process (GO): regulation of transcription by RNA polymerase II
Molecular function (GO): RNA polymerase II cis-regulatory region sequence-specific DNA binding; DNA-binding transcription factor activity, RNA polymerase II-specific
Source: RefSeq, a predicted model, not a curated record